AUGUUUGCUUCCCACACUCAACCGUCGGCGGAGCCAAAAACCGACUACUUUGCCGGCUGGUUGGGUGAAUCGCAGCUUGACCUUCAAUGCAGCCUUCAAGGUCGUCAGCCUGCGGACUCCAUCAAUUUGGCUAUUGGUGGCCCCUGUGAUAUCCUCAGUCUGCCGCAGUCUUUUGGGUAA
Messenger RNA from Dibothriocephalus latus, 180 nucleotides. The record is from the annotation of a GenBank genome assembly. NCBI's taxonomy places the organism in Eukaryota, Metazoa, Platyhelminthes, Cestoda, Diphyllobothriidea, Diphyllobothriidae.